CGGGCCCGGCAGUACAUAUAUGCUCGUUGCUCACGGUCUGAACGCACAGUUCUAGUACAGAUCUACAGGAGGACCUAGCUACUCUUGACCCUUAACCCAUGGAGAGACCAUCAUCCCCUUCAAAGGUUCUCCUCGUCUUCCUCCUGCAGUUCCUCCUGCUCUCUGAACCUCUGGAAGCAAGGAUACUAGGUGAUGCAUACGACUACAAGAACCUGCUCGCGUUGGGUGUCGAUGGAGAUGCCGCAGCGCUGCCCGCAUCACAGCUGAACCUCGCCGACGUUGCAGGGAACAGGCGUCCGUAUACGCCGCCUUCUCCGGUGCGACCUCCGUCGCCGCACCAUCUCCACGGAGAUGGCGCGCAUGAGCAGCAAAGGUCUCUGCCGGCGCCGUCCUCGACUGAACCUGCACCACCGCGUGAUUACAGUCGCCAGCAGGCUGAAGCUGCAGGACACCCAUCGAUGAUGCGCACGUUUCUCCAAGCGAUCAUGGGAUAUGUGACGAAAAUGUAAACCACGCCCGCAUAUGGCCUUUUUUUUCCCGUCAAUCUCGUUGAAAUUGAAUCGUUUCGUGUUAAUUUUUCGCAUUUUAAAAUAGAGCAUACAAGCUUUCAGCUCAAAACCACCCUACCUUAAUCAUCGUUUGCUUGUCCA
Molecule: messenger RNA, 650 nt
Organism: Aegilops tauschii subsp. strangulata
Lineage: Eukaryota; Viridiplantae; Streptophyta; Magnoliopsida; Poales; Poaceae
Source: RefSeq, a predicted model, not a curated record